AUGGAGAAUCAAAAGAAGGGCCUCGAGGAGGAAGAGGACCGAGGAACAGACCUCCGCAUGGGGGCCGGCGGCGGCGGCGCGGCCGCUGUGCAGCAUAUGAUAUUUCCCAAGGCGGAGCCCCCGCAGAUGGAAGAGCGGGAGACGGAGGCCAUGGCGACGGCGGUGGUGGUGCGGAGGGCGGCUUCCGGUGUGGUGGCGGCAGCGGCGGCGAGGACAAAGGACCGGCACACGAAGGUGGAGGGGAGGGGGCGGAGGAUUCGUAUGCCGGCGACCUGCGCCGCCAGGAUCUUCCAGCUGACCCGCGAGCUCGGCCACAAGUCCGACGGGGAGACCAUCCGGUGGCUCCUGGAGCACGCGGAGCCCGCCAUCAUCGCCGCCACCGGCACGGGCACAGUGCCCGCUAUCGCCGUCUCUGUGGGGGGCACUCUCAAGGUUCCCACCCAGUCCCCUUCCUCCCUCGCUGCCGCCGCCGGCGACGGCGACGGCGACGACUCCGCCGCCCGCAAGAGGAGGAAGAAGCUCCAGCCGCAGCCACUGCAGCAGUCCCAGCCCAUCAGUAGCAACUCCUCCGGCUACUUCCAGACUUCGCCGCCGCCGCCGCCGCCGCAGCAGCAGCAGGACCAGCAGCAGCAGCAGGUGACCAUGUCGUCGGGCUUGGCGCCGAUCGGGACGGCAGCGGCGGGGCAGGGGCUGGUGCCGGUGUGGGCACUGAGCGGCGGUGGGAGGGUGAUCACCCAAGGCACGCUGUGGAUGCUGCCACCUUCACCGGCCAUGGCCACUGGGGGAGCGGGGGCGGCGGGGGGACCGGGGAACCAGCAGCCGCAGAUAUGGACAUUCCCCGGGGGCCCGCAGAUCAUGAACAUCGCCGCCUCUCGCCCGAUACCCACCGCCGUGUUCUCCGCCGUCCCCGGGCUGAACCUCGCUGCGCCGGUGGAAGUUCACUCUCCCUCCCCAGUCUCAGUGGGCAGCUACACGGCGGAGGCGGCGGCAGCCACCGCCGCCGCCUCUGCAACAGCGGCCCCACCAGCGGGCGGCGACGGUCCUCACGGCGCUGCCAAGGAGCUGCAGUUCCUGGGCGACUCCCCCUCUGCUCCCACCGGCGCCGCCGCUGCAAGCACAACAGCCAACAGCAACCGCUACCCCCUCCAUCAUCACUACCAUCACCAUCACCAGCAGCAGCAGCAGCACAGUGAAGAACUGCAAGAGCCAGGACAGGCGCAGGAGCCGGAGCAAGACGACUCCCACGACUCUCUCUCCUCCUCGACCCCAGAACCCGAAUAG
This is a messenger RNA of Spirodela intermedia, 1281 nucleotides long. Lineage: Eukaryota; Viridiplantae; Streptophyta; Magnoliopsida; Alismatales; Araceae. The record is from the annotation of a GenBank genome assembly.